Molecule: messenger RNA, 861 nt
Organism: Symbiodinium natans
Lineage: Eukaryota; Dinophyceae; Suessiales; Symbiodiniaceae
Source: the annotation of a GenBank genome assembly
AUGUCUAUGUGGAAAGGGGGAUUGCGAAAGGCACGCUUCUGGAUUGACAAGUGCUGCAUCCGCGCAUUUGUCUGCAUUGAAGAAGCAGCGAGCAGCCAGAAUGACCAGGAGUUCAUGUCCUUGUCCAUCCAGCUCAUUGAGGAGUUCAUGCAGCUCUGCCAUGGAAUGGUCGUGAUCUUUACCUGGUCAUACCUGGAACGACUCUGGUGCGUUUACGAGUGGGCCUGCUUCUUGGUGUUUCACGAGCCCCACGACAUGGUGAUCUGUGCCGAGUCUUUGUAUCGCGCGGGCACGGAGGAACGAUUCCUGGAGUCAGUCCGACGCUUCUCUGUGGAGCAGAGCCAGUGUACUGAUCCGCAUGAUCGGAAAGUGCUCGAGCAAAAGAUCAAAGAGUAUUACGGAUGCUGCGAGAACUUCGAGCGCUUCUUGCGUGUCUCCGUGAUUGCCAUCAUCGGCCGCUGUUUGGCAGCUCGUGGGGCUCGGAACCAAACUGGGCUUUGCAAGUGGAUCACCUUGGCCGACGACUUGGGCUUCCAGGACUUGGCCGAUGGCCUGCGCCUUGCGGAUCCAGCCGCCUGGAGGCAGCAGGCCCUGGACGAGGUGGAAACCAGCCAUUCGGACCUACAGAGCUGCAUCAAGGCACAGAGCGAUGCAUGGUUUGCCGAGCACAUCACCCCCAUCCUCGCCGCCGAGCGCCGGCGUGCUGUUCAGCGAAACGUCUUUCGAAGCAUGCUGCUCCGUAAAAACUACGUUCGAAAGGCACUAAGUGACACCAGCUUCAAACGUCCGACAGCCUUCCACUCCUCCUCCCGGCUGCUUGGAGUCAGACAACUGGCCUCAGCACCUGCUACAGCAUCAUGA